UAUGAGACCGGGCGCGGAUACAGAUGCAGUUUUCUUGAACAGCCGCACAAAUGGAUGGAACCGAAACGAACCGGAGAAACUGCGCGAAAACGGAGCAACAGAAGAUGUUAGACUCCGGAGGAAACCAAAGUGGAUCUAAGGACAGAGUGACUCUCAAAAAAGAAAUUGGUCUUUUGAGCGCGUGCGCCAUAAUUAUAGGCAACAUCAUUGGCUCAGGGAUCUUCAUCUCUCCAAAGGGGGUUCUAGAUCAUGCAGGCAGUGUGGGGUUCUCACUCAUCGUGUGGGUUCUAGGAGGAGGGAUCUGUGCCUUGGGAUCUCUUUGCUAUGCCGAGUUGGGUGUCACCAUCCCCAAAUCAGGUGGAGACUACUCAUACGUCACUGAGAUCUUCGGGGGACUGGUGGGGUUCUUGUUGCUGUGGAGUGCUGUGUUGAUCAUGUACCCAACAACUCUGGCUGUGAUUGCGCUCACCUUCUCCAACUAUGUGCUGCAGCCUGCCUUCCCUGACUGUCUGCCUCCAUACAUCGCCACCCGGCUCCUCUCAACCACCUGUGUCUUGUUCCUGACUUGGGUGAACUGCUCCAGUGUGCGCUGGGGGACACGGAUCCAGGAUAUUUUCACUGUGGGGAAACUGCUAGCCCUUGUCCUCAUCAUUAUAGUGGGAAUGAUGCAGAUUGCCAAAGGACACUAUGAUGCAUUGGAGCCCCAGACAGCGUUUGAGUUCAUAAAGGAUCCAUCAGUGGGGCAGAUUGCUCUGGCCUUCCUGCAGGCCUCAUUUGCCUACAGUGGAUGGAACUUCCUGAACUACGUCACUGAAGAGGUGGUUGAGCCUCGCAAGAACCUUCCACGUGCAAUCUACAUCUCCAUCCCCCUGGUGACGCUCGUCUAUACUCUCACCAACAUUGCGUACUUCUCCUCCAUGUCCCCUCAAGAGCUGCUGGAGUCGAACGCUGUCGCUGUGACAUUUGGAGAGAAGCUGCUUGGAGUGUUCUCCUGGGUGAUGCCCAUCUCUGUGGCUCUUUCCACCUUUGGAGGGAUCAACGGAUACUUGUUUACAUCUUCUAGGUUGUGUUUCUCAGGCGCCAGAGAGGGUCACCUGCCCUACCUGCUGGCUAUGAUCCACCUUAAGAGCUGCACACCAAUCCCUGCCCUACUCGUUUGUUGUACAGCGACCAUACUGAUCCUGUGCAUCGGGGACACACAUAACCUGAUAAACUACGUGUCAUUUAUAAACUACCUCUCAUAUGGAGUCACUAUAGCUGGGCUGCUGUACUACAGAUGGAAGAAACCCAAACUGGUCCGACCCAUCAAGGUAAACUUGUUGGUCCCUUGCAGCUAUCUAGUGUUCUGGGCAGUGUUACUGGGCUUCAGUCUGUACUCAGAGCCAGUGGUGUGUGGUAUGGGGCUGGUGAUCAUGCUCACUGGAGUCCCCAUCUACUUCAUUGGAGUGCAGUGGAAGAACAAACCACACUGGAUUUCCAGUGCUGUGGAGAGAGUCACCUAUCUGGGGCAGAAGUUGUGUUAUGUGGUCUUCCCUCAGGAUGAUCCCUCUGAAAUACAGCCUCUUACAGAGAAAUCAGAGCUGUGAGCGGCAGAGGACUUCUCGCACUCCUUUUUGGAAUAGCAAAGACCUGUUUUCCAUCCGUUCUUGAGUGUUUUCCUUGUCUGAUGCUGUGCGUGAGGAGAUGCUCUCCAGAAGCUCCUCUGAGACUCAGCCAUCACAGCAGAAGAAACAGAAGUUUUAUGUUUUCUUGCUCAGACAUCACAUUUCUUAGUUGUAACUGUUCUCCCCUCACAUACAUUUGUUCGGACAUCAUCUUGUUAUUGAACGCACCCUCCUCCUGUCCUGUCGGAGAUGACUUCCCUUGACCUCUUCAUGUUUUCUCUGGGAGUUGUUCAAUUUUUGAGAACUGUUGGUGUAUUCUCAUGUGCCUUACAGGAUCUCGUUCUGUUUUUGAGGUUUUUAUCUUUAGACUUUUUUUUAUUAGUAAUCCCCCUGUAAGUGAGCAGAAGGGGGACUUGUUGAAGCCUGUUUACCUCUUAACCCAGUCUGAUAUCUAAACUCCAUUUGUGAGUAUGAAUUUUUUCACCUAGAGGAUUAGGCCUUGUCCUCUAGUCCUCCUAAUAAUUACUGACUCCCUCAAGCAAAAAAGUAGUAACGUAUAGCUGCGCUCAAAAUGUCUAUGCAAGAAUAGUCUAGGCACUUUAAUAUACUUGCAAAUUUUUAGCUCAUAUUGCACGAUAAACUUAGUGCCUUGCUUCCUGGAUAAGCAACAAUCUCCUGCCACUGUUUAACAGAGGCUCUGCCCCAGAACUUAUAGCACUGCCAAUCUCUUAGCCUUAUGCUAAUGAUAGGAACCAUGGGAUGUUCCAAGUUCAUUCUUCUCAGAUAACGUUAUUUACAUAAAAGGUGAUUUACAUU
This is a messenger RNA of Sinocyclocheilus anshuiensis, 2420 nucleotides long. RefSeq names its product asc-type amino acid transporter 1-like. Gene Ontology annotation, cellular component: membrane. The transcript is spliced from 11 exons. The coding region runs from base 51 to 1586 and encodes 511 amino acids. The record is from RefSeq and is a predicted model, not a curated record. Gene Ontology annotation, molecular function: neutral L-amino acid transmembrane transporter activity; L-amino acid transmembrane transporter activity. Lineage: Eukaryota; Metazoa; Chordata; Actinopteri; Cypriniformes; Cyprinidae. Gene Ontology annotation, biological process: D-alanine transmembrane transport; D-serine transmembrane transport.